Molecule: messenger RNA, 875 nt
Organism: Brassica oleracea var. oleracea
Lineage: Eukaryota; Viridiplantae; Streptophyta; Magnoliopsida; Brassicales; Brassicaceae
Product: ethylene-responsive transcription factor ERF003-like
Exons: 2
Coding region: 116-661 (181 amino acids)
Biological process (GO): regulation of DNA-templated transcription
Molecular function (GO): DNA binding; DNA-binding transcription factor activity
Source: RefSeq, a predicted model, not a curated record
AGUACUUAUAGCCACCCUCCACUCUUCCAAAACGCUCCUUCACUUCUAUCAUCACUUUCCUCUUUUACAUUCCCCACAAACACUUUGAUAGACUCACCUGAACUCUAAUAUUCUAAUGGCACGACCACAACAACGGUUCCGAGGCGUGAGACAGAGACAUUGGGGCUCUUGGGUCUCUGAAAUUCGCCACCCUCUCUUGAAAACAAGAAUCUGGCUCGGGACUUUUGAGACUGCGGAGGAUGCGGCAAGAGCCUACGACGAGGCUGCAAGGCUAAUGUGUGGCAAUAGAGCUCGUACCAACUUCCCUUACAACCCAAACGCCAUUCCUUCUUCCUCUUCCAAGCUCCUCUCCGCUACUCUCACCGCUAAACUCCACAAGUGCUACAUGGCUUCUCUUCAGCUGACCAAACAGACGCAAACGCAGACGCAAGCACAAACACAAAUGCAGAACGCGAGAUAUGAUGGGGUCAUGAAUGUGACGUCUGACGGUAAUCAUUACAACAGAGGAGGAGUAACGGAGAUCAAGUGGGAAGACGGAGACGUGGAUAUGCAACAUAAUCUCAGGCCAUUGGAGGAAGAUCAUAUCGAGCAGAUGAUCGAGGAGCUGCUUCACUACGGUUCCAUUGAGCUUCGCUCUGUUUCACCUACUCAGUCGCUGUGAUAAACGGCUUUAUUAGGGUCAUUCUAUUAAUUUUUAUUUUAUCACAUUUUCCUUCAACGGCGUCGUUAUGAGAGUAGCAGUGACAGUUCAAGACAUUUUGAUCUGAAUUGGCCUCUUUUGAAACGCUCAUUCUUGUUUCUACAAGAGCAAUCGAUCAUAUGCUAUGUAAUAUAUAGUAUUUAUAUGAUAUGAAAACGUUAUCAAUUUCUUUGCA